ACAUGCCAUAUAAAUAACUAAAAAAGCCUUCCUGAACGUCAGUGUACGUCCCUUUGCUUGUGCUAAAACCGCGAACAGUGAAAGCGUUCGCCAAAGAUUUUCACUACUUCACUCAGGGAAGCAAACCUGGCAGUUACUCGGAGAAACUUGCUUAGUGUUGUGGUCGAACUGCACAUUCUCUCCUGGCGAAGAGACUUUACUUUUGACAAAAUAUUGUUAUCCCAGUCAGUUUCAUCUUUUUUUAAAGCCUGUCUGAUCCCCAAGUAGUCCCCAACCUGUGGACCGCAGUUGACGGGGCAAGGGUCGGCUAAUACAAUGUUAAUAUGGAGGAAUUCCCGGCAUCGCACACCACGGCCACAGUGCCCGUGGGAGAGCCCGAAAAGAAACUGUACGUGAAUUCAGCCUACCUGAAGACCAAGUAUGGCAAGCUUAAGGUUGCUCAUCUGGUUGCAUGCAUCAUAGUCUUCAUAUGCACAAUGCUGUCAAAAUAUCCACGUAGCAACCCGGCGAACUGGCUGAGUUUCGUGGCCAUGGGAGGAUUCUGGGCCUCGGGAUUGCUGCUCUUCCUGUUCGUGAUCAAUCUCGUCUCCUUCCUUGCAAUCAUCCCGUGGCUCAAACUGGAGCUUGUAUAUACUAUGCUGUGGACAUUCUUUUGGUUUGUAGCUGGAUGUGUAGCUUCAAGUAAUGCCAUGAAUGUAUAUGGAGCAGAUGCAUUUGCUGCUGCAGCCUUCUUUGCAUUUGUUGCAAUGUGCAUCUAUGGAUUUAAUGCAUUUUUGUUCUUCAAAGAAUGGCGUGAAAAUGUCAAUAAUUCAUCUUUCAUUCCUCAAACUACCCCUUCAGCAGCAAAGCCCUCAACAACUGUGUCAAACUCCAAUGAGAAAUACUAAGUCCUAGUACUGAAAAAAGUUACAUCAACCAUCAUAAUAUAAGGAUGUAGAGAAAUAGGACUUUCAUAAUUUAAUAGAGGUUGUUAUUGUACCACUUUUACAGAUGUUAUUUAGGUUGUGCAUAUUUUUUUUUUUUUUAUAGUAUUACACUGUACUAUAUGCUUGUAUAACUAGACUUUAUAUGUAUAUAUUUUUUGUUUGUUUCUAGAUAUACAGUAAUUUGUAAUCAGUAUCUUAUUAUGUACUUAACUGUGUUUUACUUGGUAUGUAUUUUUCAGAUUUUGGUGGUAUUUAACUUUUGUUUGAGUAUGAUAUAAAGCUUUAAUUUUUUCACAUUUGAUGUAUUUAUGAUUAUUGGAGAUUCUUUUAAUAAUGUUUUAGUUAUUCCCUUUGUUGUAUGGGCAAUUUUAUAUUAUCUCGUGGGAAAACAUUUUUUUUUUGGUACAGAUUUUUAGUAAACCUCACAUAAAGAGCUAUCUUAAAAGCUUUCUAGACAAAAAAAGAAAUAACUUUAAAAAUGGGAAUUUCCUGAAUUGAAGAAAUUAUUACAAACUUCCAUACUUGUCCCAUUUGGAAUGACUAAACAUGUUUGCAGCCUUGAGAUUUCUGCUUAUUUAUGAUCCUUUGGCGCUCCACUAAUCUCACUUGUUUGAUGUGUCCGAGGGAAAGAAAAUGUUGUAGCGGAGUAUGUGUAUAGAUCCCCCAGAAAAAGGUAUUUCUUUGGGGGUAUUCAGAUCAAAUUGUCAAUAUAGUGUAUUCAGGUAGAAUAGUAGAGUUAUAUAUUUGAUUAGUCAAGAGUCCAAGUUUAUGGUUGUCUUUAUCACACACAUUCAGAAGUUUAUAUGGUAUGCUGAGAAUAAGAAUAUAACUGCCAUUUGCAAUUUUUCAUGUACAUGUACAAAUAAGUUAAAAGUGAUUUAACUUUGUAUAAGACAUUGUCACUUUUGGACAUCUCUUAGGUACAUCCACUUUUUGACAUCUUUUAUAUACAUCCACAUCCUUGCUCCUAAAGUUGUUACAUUCCCCCUUAUGUAGCUGCAUAUAUACAUUCCUUUUGUGUGGUUUGUUGUAUUUCUUUCUGAACUUCUCAGGGGUAAAUAAAUAUAUAAUGGGGAUAGGAAGUCUAAUAACAUCUUAAAUAUCUAUAUCUUGAUGUAUCCUGGCAUUCUUAAUAUCUAUAACUAUUUUAUAUUAUAUAAUCACUAAAUUACAGUGGCAAGCUAGGAUAUAUUUAGACCUUUUGAACUCUUCCACUUUUGUUACAUAUGUUACAUUAUUCUGUUUUCUUCCAUUGCUGUGAACAUUGAAUAUACUUUGUAAGAUUUUAUUAAAUAAAUAUAACACUAUA
Messenger RNA from Penaeus chinensis, 2235 nucleotides. Its product is annotated as CKLF-like MARVEL transmembrane domain-containing protein 4. NCBI's taxonomy places the organism in Eukaryota, Metazoa, Arthropoda, Malacostraca, Decapoda, Penaeidae. Gene Ontology annotation, cellular component: membrane. The record is from RefSeq and is a predicted model, not a curated record. Bases 324 to 887 code for a protein of 187 amino acids. The transcript has 5 exons.